Maniola jurtina (meadow brown) is the source of this 2731-nucleotide messenger RNA. RefSeq names its product protein ERGIC-53 (gene ergic53). The record is from RefSeq and is a predicted model, not a curated record. Gene Ontology annotation, molecular function: D-mannose binding. The transcript is spliced from 12 exons. Gene Ontology annotation, cellular component: endoplasmic reticulum membrane; endoplasmic reticulum-Golgi intermediate compartment; COPII-coated ER to Golgi transport vesicle. NCBI's taxonomy places the organism in Eukaryota, Metazoa, Arthropoda, Insecta, Lepidoptera, Nymphalidae. Gene Ontology annotation, biological process: endoplasmic reticulum organization; endoplasmic reticulum to Golgi vesicle-mediated transport; Golgi organization. Bases 38 to 1555 code for a protein of 505 amino acids.
UUCGUUUCAUGCCGUUGUGAGGUGUUGACCGUCGAUCAUGUCUUCUACGAGUUUAAAUUUAUUAUUGUGCUCAGUGAUAUGCCUAUUAGUGAGAUCUAAUUCACAGACAGUUCAUAAACGUUUCGAAUACAAAUAUUCGUUCAAACCGCCAUAUUUAGCUCAAAAAGAUGGUUCUGUUCCGUUCUGGGAAUACGGUGGAAAUGCCAUAGCGUCGGGCGAGAGCGUGCGCCUGGCGCCCUCGCUGCGCAGCCAAAAGGGUGCCAUUUGGACGCGGAACCCCAUCAACUUCGACUGGUGGGAGGUGGACGUUAUGUUCAAGGUCACCGGCAGGGGGCGCAUAGGAGCCGACGGCCUGGCGUUCUGGUACACAACAGCUCGCGGCGACUACACGGGGGACAUCUUCGGCUCCUCGGACCGAUGGAACGGUCUAGGAAUCAUAUUCGACUCGUUCGAUAACGACAACAAGCACAACAACCCCUACAUCAUGGCGGUCAUCAACGACGGCACUAAGAGCUUUGACCACAAGAGUGACGGAUCGCAACAGUUGCUAUCGGGUUGUCUUCGAGACUUCCGCAACAAACCCUUCCCGACGCGUGCCCGGAUAGAGUACUACCUCAACACGCUCACCGUCUACUUCCAUAAUGGUUUGACCAACAACGAAGCGGACUACGAGCUGUGUUUCCGCGCGGAGAACGUGGUGCUGCCCCGCGGGGGCUACUUCGGGCUGUCGGCCGCCACGGGCGGGCUGGCGGACGACCACGACGUCAUCCACCUGCUCACCACCUCGCUGCACACCACGCAGCAAACCAGCGGCGGGCAGCAAAUCAGCAGCGCGGAGCAGCAGAAGCUGGCUGCGGAGUACCAGGAGUACCAGAAGAAGCUGGACCAGCAGAAGGAGGACUACAGGAAAGAGCACCCCGAUGAGGUGCGCGACAAGGAGGGCGAGUUCGACGACUGGUUCGAGUCGGACGGGCAGAGGGAGCUGAGGCAGAUCUUCCAAGGCUUGGGACAGAUACAAGACGUCAUGAGGGAUUUGCACAAGAAAGUCGACGAGGUGAUCGGAAAGCAGUCCAACUCGCUGUCUCUACUGUCGGCGGUGUACAGCCACGCACAGGGGCAGGGGCUGCAGCCCGCGCAGCCCGGCCAGCCGCCGGUACAGAUGCCUACGUUACCGAUCACGCGCCAGGACUGGGACGUGAUGUCCACUAACCAUCAGCUCGUCAUUAACACCAUCGCAGAACUCAAGGGGUUCAUAAUCGAAGUGGCUCGCAAGUCUGACGCGAUCCUGCAAGGCGGCGCCGCGGCGGCGGGGGGCGCCAUGAGCGCACAGAUAGUGAGCGAGAUGAGGGAGGGCAUCAACCAGGUCAAACAGGGCGUCGCGGGAGUCACGCAGAGGCUAGCGGCGCCGCCUCCCUCGGUGCAGCCGAUCUGUCCGUCCGUGUCGUGCGUGUCCACCACCAUGCUGCUACUGGUGGUGGCCAGCCACCUCGCUCUCAUGUUCCUGUACUCCAUGUACAAAGAAAGAAAGGAAGCUCAAGCGAAGAAAUUCUUCUAAGUGUUGUGUUGUUGUGUGUGGCAUCCGAUACUACUUGCGAACAUUGUGGUUACCAUACGAGGUCCGUCGACAAGGGGGUUGCAACUUCCGACCUGGAGGGGGUCCUCAGUUCCAUGACCUAGCAUAUACAGAUCGACAAGGAUCUUUUGGCGCGUGGCCAAAAUUGGAACUAACGCUGCCAUCUUGUGAAGUGUCACGCUGUCCCUUUGUAUGUGAUGUUGCUAAGUAAAAAAUCUGAAAUUCACUAUUUAAAAAAAAAAUGGUUUAUUCACUGGAAUAUUCUGGAGUUACCUUAUACAUUCUACCAAGUCUUGAUGUGCAAAUAAUAAAUAUUUUUUAAUAAUUCAGGCCAUUCUAUAUAAAUGAUAUCACGAUGUAUCCUAAUAAUAUAAUAUGCAGCAUAAAUGUGUCUGCAUUUUAUAGCUAUAUUUAGCAAUAGGUAAAUAUAGCAUUUGAGCAGGUCAACAUGAUAGAUUGCAAGUCAAUGGUUUUUAUGAUUCUUUUUCUUUGUGGAAACAGGGACAACUUUCCCAAUUUCUCAUUCAGUUCAAAUUAGGUAAAACUUACUCGAUUUUCAACAUUGACAUUGUCAACAUAUUCCCUAAAAUUGAGGAGAUUUUAUUUGCUGGUAUCCUUUGUUCUACAGCUACGCCCCCCUGUCAAUGUCAUUCAAGUGCAAAAAGAUCCUUGUCGUAAUGUAAAGUAAUAAGGAUUUUGUUGUUAAGACUAUAAAGGUUUCAUUGACCGAUAUUAUUAUAAUGUGGAUAAUUCUAUUCGAUAAUUCUGUUAUACGCAAUUUCUUAAGUAAAAGUAAAAUGACAGGUAUCAAAAAUAUUGCUAUCCCUUUCCCAAUGCUUUCUGCAGAAAAAGAUAGCACUAGACCCAGUUCAGUCUAGUUAGAGAUUGCGUACGAUAGAAUGGCCACAAUUUAGUAUACUUUGAGAUUAAAAGUAAAUGUGAGUAUAAUGUAUGAAUAAUUUAAAAAAAAUAUAUGUUUUUUUUUUUGAAGUGCAAUGUGUGAAUAUUGUUUUCUAUUUUUUUUGUAUAUAAAAUAUAUCAAUUUAUUUGAAUGUACGUUUCUCUAAGAUAAUAAUAAUAUUAUGAUGAUUUUGGCUGUAUUUUUAGUUGUUUAAUACAUCAAAUUCGCACAAAAAAUGAAACUCCGAUUUAUAUUUU